AGUUCGUACAAAAGCUCAAUGAUUUAUAAAUUCCUAGCCAAAAAGUGCGCUAACAAUAUACAGAGAAAGAAAGAGAUUCGAAAAUAGGAGUAAUUGUAAUUAUAUUGACUAAUUUGUCAAAUGAGGACUCAAUUUCGGCGCAUUCAUUGCUUUCCACUUUUUCAGCAAGAUAACCCUCCCCCACCAAGUGGUCCUAGACCAGGUGGAUACAGACCAGGAGCACCCCUCACCCAAGUGCAUGGGGACCACCUCCUCCCCCAGGUAUGGGAGGACCUCCACCCCCGGGAUUCCGAGGACCACCACCUCCAGGUGCGUGGGGACCCCCACCUCCUCCUGGACCAUACGGUCAUGGUCCACCACCAGGACCGCCGCCUCCUGGAUACAUGGGACCACCACCUCCAGGUCCUCCGCAUGGAUACGGAUACCCACCACCAGGACCCCCUUACGGAGGACCACAUCUCAUGGGGGGACCUCCUCCACAACAUGGAGUGAUGCCCCCACCCAACGGAGCCCCGCCUAGAGGACACUGGGGACCACCUCCCAUGAACAACGGCAUGGCUCCCCCACCACCUCCACCGAUGGGAGGAGGGGGACACCGUCAUCAGAACCCCUACGGAGCACCACCGCCUCCCCCGCCACCGAGAUAAAAAGAAAAGAAACUCGUAGUUUGGAUGGAAUUUUAUGUUUAGACUAUUUUUACAUGUGACUGAACCGAUAUGUAUUCACUUGUUUGCUGAGUUUUGAUAUUGUA
Symsagittifera roscoffensis is the source of this 751-nucleotide messenger RNA. Its product is annotated as basic proline-rich protein-like. The transcript has 2 exons. Lineage: Eukaryota; Metazoa; Xenacoelomorpha; Acoela; Convolutidae. The record is from RefSeq and is a predicted model, not a curated record. The coding region runs from base 264 to 647 and encodes 127 amino acids.